Messenger RNA from Nematostella vectensis (starlet sea anemone), 1346 nucleotides. RefSeq names its product vesicle-associated membrane protein 4. Gene Ontology annotation, biological process: vesicle-mediated transport; Golgi ribbon formation. Bases 288 to 719 code for a protein of 143 amino acids. The transcript has 6 exons. NCBI's taxonomy places the organism in Eukaryota, Metazoa, Cnidaria, Anthozoa, Actiniaria, Edwardsiidae. Gene Ontology annotation, cellular component: membrane. The record is from RefSeq and is a predicted model, not a curated record.
AUAGAUUUUGAUAUUAGUAUUUCUCAAACGUAACGAUAACCUGUUACCUAUUUGUCACUUUAUUCGACGUUUGAUUUUUCUUAACAAUGUUCGUUUGAUAGUUUUGGUAACUAUAUCGAGCAGUUAUUCUCUUUAUACGCAAAAACAUGAAUUUAAUCUUAUGAAAGCCACAAGUUAAGUAAGAUUUCUUCCGUUAUGGAUCUGGUUUGAGGAAGGGAACAAGCUCGGUUGUCUAGUUUUUUAUCCCCAUUAAUUUAGGUUUUUUAUUAGUCAAUAAUCUCUUUAAUAUGCCGCCCAAGUUCAGUCGUACAUCUGGGGAUGACUUCUCCAAUGCUCGAGCUUCAGAACGGGCUUCUCUUUUGAAUCUGGAUGAUUCUGACGACGGUACAAACAUAUUUGCUGCCCCAGCUGGCAGCACAAACAAACCACCAAGUGACAACAAUAUAUCUCGUGUUAAGAAUGAAAUAAAAGGUGUUGUGGAUGUGAUGCAAACAAAUAUUGCCAAAGUACUGGAUAGGGGAGCAAAACUUGAUGAUCUUCAAGAUAAAUCAGAAAACUUAGACAUGAAUGCAUUUCAGUUUCGCUCUGGAUCCAGGAAACUGCAAAGAAAGCUAUGGUGGCAAAACUGCAGGCUGAAAAUAGUAUUUGCCAUCAUACUGAUUAUUAUCCUCAUUGCAAUAAUUGUUCCAGUCAUUAUGAAGAAUAAGAAGAAAACAUAAAGUACAAAAAUCUAUAUUAUACAGCCAUAAAAGAAACAGUAAUAAAAAACAGGCAUUUUCUUAUAAAUCAGCUAAACAGUUAAGUAAUGCUCUGUGUAAGAACUAGGCAACCUAACAGCACAUGUACGCGUGUAUGUCAAAAAUGCCUUUGUUGAUAUUCCAAAUUCGAUUGGUCAAGACAAAAAAUUUCAACAUAAGUUACACUUGAAACUAAAUGCUGCCUAACGUUUUUGAAUAUUUGUGUUUUAGGGUUUAUUAGUAUGUGUAAUAUGGCUUAUUAGACAAAUCUAACGAGGGGAACCUUGUGAACCCUGUGUGAUUGUUUCAAAACAGAAAAUCUCUGAUGAGAUAUAUUAGGGAGCACAUUCAUGUAAUUUCCUCAAAAUCUCACUAUAUUAUUCUAUAUCUUGUGCCUGUUUGUUUAGUACAAAAAAUAACCUACGUGGGGAAAGCUUUUAGCCUCAAGACAAUGGGACUUUGCCUAAGUCUUGCAUGGUAGAGGAAAUGAGAAACCGAGAAGCUGAGAAAAGGGCAGCAUUUUUUUUUUUUUUUUUUUUUUUUUUGCCAAAUUCAUUAUAAAACAAUGCAUUUACUAUAACUCAAUGAAUUAAAGAGCGGAUAGCCCCU